AUGACCGUCGUUACCACAAAAGGAGAUAUCGCUUGCAGAAUCGUAUACCUAUAUCGCAUGUCCAAAACACAGAGAAAGACAAGGCCCUUUCACAGGCCUCAGAUCAUCGACCUCAACCCACUCGCACUUCGCCCAACCUCGGUCACACCCGAGACGGCACAGACCGUGCCCGAAUACCUUGCGUGGUACCGACUGCCCGUGAACGGGUCCUCGACCGCAGCGUCGUUGGCGUAGAUCGGUGUCAAAGAAGCGGGACACACGUCGAAUUGAGCAUGCAGGUCGUACGCGAUCUCGAUCGCAUCUCGCGGGUUCUUGUUCGCCGUCGCGAGCACGUUCUUGGCCUGCGUCGCCACCGUAGCCGCGGGCUGCAGGUCGAGCAGCUUCUGGGCGAACGUUGCCGCGGUCGGGUAGUUCUUGGCCUUGACAAAUGUCGCCAUCGCCAAACGCAACGCGAGCAGGAGAUGUGCAGGCUGCAGUCGGCAGUGCGUGAAGUAGGCGGCCAAUUCGAGUUGCCGCUUCGUGCUCUCCGGCGAGGGGCCGAGCUUCUCGACGCGUCGUCGCUCGAUCUCGAGCGCAAGACCGACAAGAUAUUCGCGGCAGAUGACAACAAGUUCUUGCAGCUCCGCCGCCUCGCCUGGUGUUGA
Molecule: messenger RNA, 644 nt
Organism: Microbotryum saponariae
Lineage: Eukaryota; Fungi; Basidiomycota; Microbotryomycetes; Microbotryales; Microbotryaceae
Source: the annotation of a GenBank genome assembly